Drosophila eugracilis is the source of this 2427-nucleotide messenger RNA. It is a transcript of the gene Abi, whose product is annotated as abl interactor 2. The record is from RefSeq and is a predicted model, not a curated record. NCBI's taxonomy places the organism in Eukaryota, Metazoa, Arthropoda, Insecta, Diptera, Drosophilidae. Gene Ontology annotation, molecular function: SH3 domain binding.
UCGCACCAACGGUCAUCCAGAGCAGCUGGCGUCGACGUCGACAGAGGCCAGCCCACGCCCCAAAUGUUUACGGGCGUGAAAAGUGCGGAAAUGUGGGGAAACUAAUGCGUUUUUUGGUACCCAUUCGUCUGCAGCAUCCACACCCAUGUUGACCGAAGCCCCCAUGGCCAGCGAGAACAUCAUGGACGAACUAGCCUCUCUGAUACGUACCGAGAUCCCCGACGGCCGCCAGAGUCUGCGGGACAGCUAUACGAACCUGGAACGAGUGGCCGAUUACUGCGAGGACACCUACUACCGUGCAGACAACAAGAAGGCGGCCCUGGAGGCCACCAAGAAUUACACCACUCAGUCUCUGGCCAGCGUCGCCUAUCAGAUCAACACGCUCGCCUAUAGCUACAUGCAGCUCCUCGAGCUUCAGGCCCAGCAGCUCGGCGAGAUGGAGUCCCAAAUGAACCAUAUCGCUCAGACGGUGCACAUCCACAAGGAGAAGGUGGCUAGGAGGGAGAUCGGCGUGCUGACGGCCAACAAAGUAAGCUCGCGUCAGUUCAAGAUCGUGGCGCCCAUAAAUCCAGAGAAGCCUAUAAAGUAUGUACGUAAGCCCAUCGAUUACUCCAUGUUGGAUGAGAUUGGGCACGGCAUCAACUCGGCCUCUCACUCGCAAGUGAGACAGAAGCACCGGGGCUCCAGCCAUGGAUCCGUGCAAUCGCUAUUACCGCCGUCGGUCGGUCCCCCGCCAACCACAAAGCCCCCGACACCACCGCAAAUGUCACGGGCUGGAAACACCGGCACUCUAGGCAAGUCGGUCAGCAAUACUGGAACGCUGGGCAAGAGCUCACGGGAGUAUCGCACCCCGCCAGUGGUCAACCCGCCGCAGGUGCCCUCGCACUAUGCACCUAAUUAUCCAAUUGGGCAUCCAAAGCGAAUGUCAACAGCUUCAUCCACGAUUACUACCACCACUACAGGCGGUGGAGCGGCGGGCAAUGAGCGUGCUGCUGGGUACAGUGCUCUUCCGAUGCCACCUAGCCAGCAGAUAGCUACACAUGUGAAUCUGCCCUCUGCGGGCAUGAUGCAAUCACUGCCACCACCGCCACCCACUACGUAUGACGACCGGAGCAGCAUGCCACCAGCUCCACCUUCGCCGCUGACGGUGUCGCAGCACGAGAUGACCGAGCAGAGUCACAUUGGCAUGCACACCCUGGGACGCAAUAUCAACAGGAAUCCAAAUCGGAAUCAUUUCAGCUUGAACUUUGCUCGUCCCGGCUCCCAGUCGCCGCCUUUGCCACCUCCGCCACCGCCGGAGGAUGAGCACCAGGACUUCGGACGACCACGCACUUCGACGGGACCGCAGCUGGCGCCUAUCGUACCCGAGGAUCAGAAUUUACCCGGCUGGGUGCCCAAAAACUUCAUUGAGAAGGUUGUAGCCAUAUACGACUACUAUGCCGAUAAGGACGACGAGCUCAGCUUCCAGGAGAGCUCGGUGCUGUAUGUGCUCAAGAAGAAUGACGACGGCUGGUGGGAGGGUGUCAUGGAUGGGGUGACUGGCCUGUUUCCGGGCAAUUAUGUAGAGCCUUGUGUCUAAGCCUCGCCUCGAUAUUCUAAACAUGCCAACCAUUACAAUAAUCUGCAUUAUCUAGUCUGUUACAGUCCUCCGCUGCUUCUCAAGAACUCCCGUGAUUUGAAUUAAAGAAUCUAAGAUUUCUAAGGACAACUGAGGACCGCAACAGGCUAAGUUGACAAUGACGAUAAAAUUUUGAGCAUAUUUGAUAAGGACAAUUAUAUAAUUAUACACUAUACACAAGCACAGCAGGCCAGAGAAAGCGAAGAGAAUUCCAUUAGCAUCAGCCAAUUGCAUUUAGUCUAAUAUAAACGAGCACACACACAGGAUCCAUGGGCUCAGGAUAAUGCUUGCUGCCCAACUAAACCUAUUUACACUCUAGUAGCCGAAAACGAUGCAACAAAGGGGGAAAGGCGAUAUCGGAAUUCCGUAAAUAACUUAUACGAUAUUCCAAAAUUGUAACACAGACGUAGACGAAUUCCCCAUGCCCCAUGCAACCUGCCACCAGCCACCAGCCCAAUUACUUUAAAUAUUUGCUCACAGUUUUGUCAAGCGAUUUCUGUUUGCCUUGCGCUUGGAUAUUCCCGGCUAUUAUCCAACUAUACUACCCAUACCUAUACCUAUACCUUACUCCCUCAGCAAUAAUGUAGGUUAUAUAAAUUUCAGUUAGAAUUUAUUACUUAAGUAUUGGCCAGUUGGAACUUUUGUUUGCACUUUUACGAACCGCAACGAUCAGUUUUUUGUUUUGCGAACGUUUAGUUAAAAUGGAAUUGCCAGCAAAGGAAUCAAAUUAAAUUUACACAAUAAAAGUACACACACGCUCUAUAUGGUAAAAAUAAUAGCUAAUAAAAAUUUCAAUUACUAAACCGCAA